Molecule: messenger RNA, 1186 nt
Organism: Eptesicus fuscus (big brown bat)
Lineage: Eukaryota; Metazoa; Chordata; Mammalia; Chiroptera; Vespertilionidae
Gene: SFRP1
Product: secreted frizzled related protein 1
Exons: 3
Coding region: 237-1181 (314 amino acids)
Biological process (GO): non-canonical Wnt signaling pathway; canonical Wnt signaling pathway; negative regulation of canonical Wnt signaling pathway
Molecular function (GO): Wnt-protein binding
Source: RefSeq, a predicted model, not a curated record
AGUAGGUGCCGCGCUCCCGGGAGCCCGGGCAGCACUCAGGCCGCGCGCUCCCCUCCCCGCAGCAGGCCGAGGGCCGCCACCCGCCAGGGACUGGGCAGGAGCGCGCCGCGGAGCCGGGUCGGGGUGGGGACGGCGCCUUUUGUCGCCGGAGACUCCUGGAAGUUUGCGGCGGGACGCGCGCGGGGGAGGCGGCCGAGGCAGCCCCGACGUCGCGGGAGCGAGUGCGCGGAGCCAGCAUGGGCAGCGGGCGCGGCGCGGGGGGCCGGCGCGGGGCCGCCGGGGGCGUGCUGCUGGCGCUGGCCGCCGGGCUUCUGGCCGCGGGUUCGGCCAGCGAGUACGACUACGUGAGCUUCCAGUCGGACAUCGGCUCGUACCAGAACGGGCGCUUCUACACCAAGGCGCCGCAGUGCGUGGACAUCCCGGCGGACUUGCGGCUGUGCCACAACGUGGGCUACAAGAAGAUGGUGCUGCCCAACCUGCUGGAGCACGAGACCAUGGCCGAGGUGAAACAGCAGGCCAGCAGCUGGGUGCCCCUGCUCAACAAGAACUGCCACAUCGGCACCCAGGUCUUCCUCUGCUCGCUCUUCGCGCCCGUCUGCCUGGACCGGCCCAUUUUCCCGUGCCGCUGGCUCUGCGAGGCCGUGCGGGACUCCUGCGAGCCGGUCAUGCAGUUCUUCGGCUUCUACUGGCCCGAGAUGCUCAAGUGUGACAAGUUCCCCGAGGGGGACGUCUGCAUCGCCAUGACCCCGCCCAAUGCCACUGAAGCCUCCAAACCUCAAGGCACAACUGUGUGUCCUCCAUGUGACAACGAGUUGAAAUCUGAAGCCAUCAUUGAGCAUCUCUGUGCGAGCGAGUUUGCACUGAGGAUGAAAAUAAAAGAAGUAAAGAAAGAAAACGGUGACAAAAAAAUCAUCCCCAAGAAGAAGAAGCCCCUGAAGUUGGGGCCCAUCAAGAAGAAGGAGCUGAAGAAGCUUGUCCUGUACCUGAAGAACGGGGCCGACUGCCCCUGCCACCAGCUGGACAACCUGAGCCACCACUUCCUCAUCAUGGGCCGCAAGGUGAAGAGCCAGUACCUGCUGACGGCCAUCCACAAGUGGGACAAGAAAAACAAGGAAUUCAAAAACUUCAUGAAGAAAAUGAAAAAUCACGAGUGUCCCACUUUCCAGUCGGUCUUUAAGUGAAGCUC